Messenger RNA from Aplosporella prunicola CBS 121167, 1768 nucleotides. RefSeq lists its product as uncharacterized. The transcript has 3 exons. Lineage: Eukaryota; Fungi; Ascomycota; Dothideomycetes; Botryosphaeriales; Aplosporellaceae. Gene Ontology annotation, molecular function: oxidoreductase activity, acting on paired donors, with incorporation or reduction of molecular oxygen; heme binding; monooxygenase activity. Bases 50 to 1597 code for a protein of 515 amino acids. The record is from RefSeq and is a predicted model, not a curated record.
GGGAUAUAAUGGCUCUCAUGGUCAGCUUUCCACUUCCAGUUCUCGAACAAUGGCGUUCAAUGCAGUUCUUCUCCUUGCUGGGGGUGUGCUGCUGCUUUUACUAGCUGUCUGUCUACCUCCAGGGCCACCGACUUGUUCUCUCAUUGGCAACCUCCACCAAAUUCCAAGGACGGGCGCUCAUUAUAGAUUCACCGAAUGGAGUAAGACCUAUGGCGGCAUCUUCUCUCUCAAGCUCGGCCCUGUCACGGCCGUGGUCAUUACUGAUCGACGUCUCGUGAAGCAGCUGCUCGACAAAAAAGGCAACCUGUACAGCGACAGACCGAACGUGUACGUCUGGAGUGAGCUCAUCACCGGGGGCGACCACCUUCUGAUGAUGAAGCAUGGCGAGAAAUGGCGGCUGCUACGACGGCUGAUCCACUCACAUUUCAACGAGGCGCGCGUCGCGCGAGAGCACGUCAGGCUCGUCGAGGCUGAGGCGGCGCAGAUGCUGCAUGAUGUUUUGAUGGCCCCUGGCGACCUGAUGAUGCAUCCCAAGCGUUCCAGCAAUAGCAUCAUCAACAGCCUCGUGUACGGCAUCCGCACACCGUCAGUGUGCACGCCGCACAUGGUGCAGCUCUACACCAUCACGGAGGAGUGGUUGCAAGUCAUGGAGAUGGGUGCGAGGCCGCUCGUUGACAUGUUCCCGUUUAUUAAAUGGGUUCCAGAGGUGCUACUGGGCGGAUGGAAAACGCGUUCGCGGUCGCUCCACAAGCUGACAGUAGCGCUGCACGGGGACAUGAUGAAGAGAGUGCGUAAGAGACGUGAGACCGGGCGCCACACCUGCUUCCUCGACGCCGUGCUCAACUCAAUUGAGUCCGCUUCGUUUACCCUUAGCGACAACGAGCUUAUGCUCCUGGCCGGCGUGCUGAUUGAAGGCGGCUCCGACACCUCGGCAGCAUUUCUGCUCGCUUUCCUACAAGCCAUGGCUACACACCCGCACGUCCAGCGCCGUGCCCACGUAGAGAUUGACGCUCUUCUUGGCUGCUCCUCUGCCCGCUCUCCUAGAUGGGACGAUUACGACGGCCUUCCGUACGUCACGCAAAUUGUCAAGGAGACGAUGCGCUGGCUUUCAGCCAUGUCGCUGGGAAUCUCGCGCGCCACUACCGCUGAUGACAUGGUUGAUGGCUACAACAUCCCAAAAGGCACCAUUGUGAUCCUCAACGUCUGGGGCCUGCACCAUCCACCCCAUGACGCCACUGCUUUCGUCUUCGAUCCCGAGCGCUUCGUCAACCAGACUGCCCCGGCGGCUACGUACGCGGCAUCAGGAGACUACGCGACACGCGACCACUACAGCUACGGUGCUGGCCGACGUCUGUGUCCCGGGAUCCAUCUGGCUGAGCGUAAUCUCUUCAUUGGCGUCGCAAAGUUGCUCUGGGCUUUUGAUUUCGAGGCCGACGGGGAAAUCGAUACCGACUCGCGCACGGGAUAUUCCCAGGGUAUCUUGCACUGUGCAAAGCCGUUUUCGUGCAAGGUCAGGGUCAGAAGCAAGGACGUGAGAGACGUGGUCUUGAGUGAGUGGGUGAAGGCGAAGGCGGUAGUGGCGGAGUUUGAUACUUAGAUUGGGCUGAUGGAUCUUAGGGUACGGACCGACCUAAGCUACUGUGGCUUGCUGAUAAGACCGCGCAGUUUCGUUACUCGCGACCAUCGUUGAGUACGAUAUGGGAUCAAAACCUAGAGGAAACGCUUGUAUAAUGCGCUUGGAAGGCGACUAAUCCUCGCUCGUGACCGG